Molecule: messenger RNA, 3981 nt
Organism: Homarus americanus (American lobster)
Lineage: Eukaryota; Metazoa; Arthropoda; Malacostraca; Decapoda; Nephropidae
Product: neuropilin-2-like
Exons: 10
Coding region: 1173-2441 (422 amino acids)
Molecular function (GO): serine-type endopeptidase activity; chitin binding
Source: RefSeq, a predicted model, not a curated record
UCCGCGGGUGGAGCACGUCGGGCCGCCUGCUCAAUCCCCUCUCUCUCUCUCUCCCUCCCCCCUCCCUUUGCUUCCCUUGUCGUGUGGGCCUCUCUUGAAAAUCCUAAGGAGAUAAUGGAGGACUUAUAUAAAUUUUCUGGUAGUUGAGGUGUUUAGAUGGAAUAACAUACAAUGAUAAUAAGUACUUGGUGUAAGUGUUAAGGAGUUUGGGAGCUGGGUUACUCAGAAAGUGGUGUAAGUCGGCAGCAUAAAGUGGAGCCCGUGUGUGACCUCUCAGUGUACAUGUGGCAGAACGAGGCCACCCAGUUACCCUGAUCAAUAAAACAUCCGUCAGAUAAUUACGUUAAUAUAUUUCAUUCACUAAUCAAGACCCAGGUGUGAAAAUAAGUGAUAUUUAGAGUAAACACGCGCGUUCACUCACAUUUACCUUAUCUUUAGACUCAAACACACUAUUAUAAUUCAAUUAAACACUUAUUCGGAAUUGUCUCUGAUUUCAAGCGUGCAUAAGUGAGUGUUAGUAGACUUAGCUAGGUUGGACUUUCACUCGCUAAUUGUUGAGAUGCAGCAAGCGGAGGCGUGACCUUGCUGACCACCCGCUGCCCCCACACUGCCGCACACCACACCACUCGCAUUGCUCCAGAUCAGCUGUUCCCCAUGUGACCAUCCACGAGUGUUUGUUUACGUCGAGGUGUUUGGGUGUGCGUGGCGAGGCAGUGGUUGAUGCCUGGCUGCCGCUGCUAGGAUGGGAGGUGUUCACGCCUCGCCCCGUGCCAUGCCCUUCGUUAAAAACCUCUCCAUCACAAAGCCGUCAUCUUCAGGAGCACCAGCAGCGCCCGUAGAAACACCAGCUUUAGUGUCAACACCUCUAAGCGUCUUGCAAAUCACCUAAGUUGUGGUAACACGGCGAGGCUAUAGAUAUGAGAGGUGUGCAAGAGCUAUGACGUAACGUGGAGGCCUCAGUCAAAUGUUUGGAGAGUCAUGGUAACGUGUUGGUGGUACGAGUGACGCCACGAGACCUUAGAACAAAAUUUAUCUAGUAAACUGAAGAAAAAAAAUAUUAAAAAUAAACAAAUGACUUACGGUGGUGUAUUGUGUUGAUAGUUUCGUGUUGGAGAAUUAUAAAGUGAAUCUUUACUGUCUUAAAGUGAAUGUCAAGAACAGAUUAAGAAACAAUGCAUAAUACAAGGAGGACUGAGAAGCCAAGGUGGCAGACAGAGGCAGAGAUGAAGCGUGGGACUGACAGAAGAAGAGUACCCAAGUGGUCGAGUUUAAGGAUCGUCCGCUGUUCAGUUCUUCUGGUAGUGUUCUUCUGUCAGCUGGCCGCCACUUCUUACGGCUGUCCGUCAGCCGGAUUCAACGGGAAGCAUCCUCUGCAUUUCUACCUUCCCCCUGUCAUUCCCUUCAUCCCACCUGUCUACCCCCCUGUCACCAUCCGGACAAACAGCUGUUCUCUGGGCUCAGGUACCAGAAUACGAUGGCGAACGGACGGACGAUGUGGGACCCACUUCCCCCUAGCGAAUCGGACGCCUUCAGAGUGUGACCCCAGUAGUGACCGUCCCUGCUGCAGCGACUACGGCUACUGUGGUAACUCCCCCUCCCACUGUGGCUGUCUAGACUGCAUCGACUUCAGGAACGUGAUCCGUGAGCCUGGGUGUCACUUUUCCCUGGCGGGUGAGAACGGGUUCCUCGAGUCCCCCAAUUUCCCCAACCAGUACCCGCCCGGCCGAGACUGUUGCUAUGACAUCGCCAGGCCCAGCCCUAAGCACUGUGGAGUCAGGCUUACAGUGGAGAACUUGGACGUGGGUCGCGGGGAGGAGGAAGGCUUCUGUAGACGGGACUGGGUGUCGCUGCCCUCCUGUGUACCUGAAAGAGGCACCAGGAUCUGCGGCAACUCCACCGGUCAAGUGUUUCAGUACCUGUUCCAGCCCGGAGCCUCAGCCAUUAGGUUCGUCUUUCAUGCCGGUGAGGUGUCGGAGGGUCGUAGUGGCUUCAGGAUCAAGUACCAAUCGCUGACCACGUGCACUGGACCCUAUCAGACACAGACCCCGCCAAUAUCAGUCAUCCCGGGCACAUCAUCAGCGCCCUGCUACACCAAGAUCACAGAUAUCCGGGGCACCGUCAAUACCCCAUACCAUCCCAAGAAGUACCCAGACAACCUCGACUGUGUCUACGAGUUUAUCAGGUCUAGCCAGGAUGUGUGUGGGAUAAGGAUGCAGUCUGUCACCUUCGAGAUGGACCCGCCCCUCAUGACUAUCUUCGGGGGCGCCUGUACAGACUUCCUUCACCUGCCCUCCUGCGGCUUCCUCUGCGGCAAAGUUAACUUCUCUUGGGUCGUGUCGUUCCAGCCUGACGCCACCAGUCUAAAGUUCCACUUCCAUUCAGACGAGACUACUGGCCACACCGGCUUCCUCAUCAACUUUGAGCAAGUGACCGAGUGCUGACCUGACCUGACUUCUCUACGUGCUCCACGAAGAUGAGGUGAUCAUUGGUCACCUAAGCAUCUUCAUCUUCUUCGAGCAAAUGAUCCAAUGUUGAUCUGAUUUGAGCUUGUUUGUGGUCCAAUCACUCAACGUUGACCUUCAUUUUUACUUCAUGUUCGGAGGGGUCACAGGAGUCGUCAGAAUCAUCAUCAUCUUGUCGCAGCUCAUACACUGGUGACAUCUUCUUGGAGUUGUGUUUUAAUGAGAUUGAAAGCCGAAUAACAGACAACUUGAUUCAAUGUGGUGAACGACCAUAAGGGAUUUUAAAUGGUCAGGGUCGAGACAGACAAAUCCCUAUCAUUGUAAAAAAAAAUCAGCGGAUGCCUAACACGAGAGACUGAGAUGAUACGUGUUUACGGUGUUUACAAAUAUCAUUAUUACUGAUUUGAAAUGGAUAUGCAGAACACAACACAGAAAAUACGAAACAAAAAACACAGGGCCAUUAGGAAGAGAAGUGUGAACAAAUUGUUGUCAAGAGAGGAUAAGAAGUGUGUUUGGGAUAAAGGUUUCUACGAUGAGGGAAAUGUGUUGUUUUGGUUCAGUAUCGGGCAUUUGAUUUUUAUACCUAGUGUGACGUGAGAGAGUUUGUGUGGUGUUGGCAUCUCUCAGCGAUGGAGAGGCUUUAAUGACCAAAAAUAUGUUCCAAGCUCAAUUAGACAACACUACAUUGAUCUACGAAAUGGCAUUCAGGAGCGAACCAGGAAGCAGAUUAUCAUUCACUUCAGUUAUAACAAUAUGAUGACUUAUUUACUUUAUUAUGGAAGACUUUAACAGGUGGUGUAUAUUUAGGGAUAAUUUACAUAUGUGGUAUUUAUGUAUUCUGAAGACCUGGUGCAGGUGUGUACAGUAUGGUGUGUGUUUCAGGUUCUGUUUUAUUCACUUGUAGUCUUCUAUAAGAGACACAUCUGGCUAUGUAAAUAUGAUAUUUGAUUCAGAUCAGUUCAAGAAUUUACUAACAAUGGUCCUUAGAUGGGAAAUUAUCCCUUGAGAUUAAACUUAAAUACACAGUAUACUUACUGCAUGUGGUCGGACGUGUAGUAAUGCUCUUAAGUCUGACAGUGCAGUUCAAAGCAUUUGUUUACUUCCGUCUCGCCGUGUGGUUGGAGGCCGUGUGAGGGUGACGGCGGGGAACACGCACUUUAGGCAACUCACCCAUUAUGCCUCACAAAAUAGGGCAUAGCUUUAUCUUUGCUCAAAAGGUAAAACAAUUCUUUACCCUGUAAGAUAAUUUGCGACGGCGCCAUCUGCUGCCUAGUCAAGCACGACCAGUAGUAGCCAUGAGGGAAAUGCUUAUUUUGUACACAGCUUCUGUAACUCUCUUGCCAUUUGAAGCGUUCAAGUCCUGUCACAAUGGACGAAAAUAAGUAAAAAAAAAAAGUGUAAAAAAAAAACCUUUCGUUUCCAUCAAAAUAUAACUUCCGACCAGUGGAUCAACCUUUUCUACGAAAAAUAUUCAACAGUGAUAAAGUAUAUACACAAAUUGUGUUAAGUUCGUUUCUUU